UCCUGGCGAGGAAGACUGGAUUCAAAUCUAUAUUAGUGUCUUAAUAUCUAUCAUCUUUUUUUCCCAUGAAGAUGACCAGUGAGACCACAUCCCUGCAACCCCUGAAACAAGCAAUGAAAAGGGUAGAGAAAAAACUUCAGACUUUGGAAACACAGUUUGAAGAAUUGGACUCUGCCAUGGAAAAUCUGACUCAAAAGUUUGAAUUUCACAGAAAGACUCUGGAAAGCCAGGCAGUCCAAGAUGAGAUGUGGACAGCAGUUCUGGAGAUCAAGUUCACUUCUUUGGAGUUAAAUAUAUUCUACAGCUACAUCAUUGAAACACUUCAUUACCUACACUCUCAGGUACUGGAGAAACUUCCAGACCUGGAAAGAAGGCUUCCCACUUUAGCAACUGUUCUUAAGCGAAAAAACAAUAACAAACGUAUUAGAGUUGUAUGGGACACAGUUUUAGAGGCAUUAGGACUUCAGGAAGAAGAUGUCAAAGCCUUCUGUACUUUCUUUAUUGCACAUAGCAGCAAAGCAGAAUACUAUUCAGCUAAUCUGAGGCAGAUGUACAUCCAUGAUGCCACCCCCAUGAUAACCAAUAUUGUGAAGAACCAGAUUUUGCAGAAUAGUUUGCUGCAUGCAGUUCAGAUAAUAGAGAAUAAGAAAACUGCUAAAGCAUAAAAAAGAACAAAAAGAAAUCUCGAAAAUGGUGGCAUUCCCCAUCUAAAACUAAUUCAUGUUUGUGAUGAAAAGUUGUAAUUAUUUAUGUUCAUAUGUGCAAUUCCCUAAAUCUCUGGAUUUGUUUGCAUUGCAAAAGGGGCUCUUCAUUCAGUCAUCAUUUAGUAUUUAUUGAGUGUCUACAAUAUCAAUAGCAUCAUGCUAGGUGCUAUGGGAAAUACAAAGAAGUAUACAGAACACAUAGUCUUUGCCUUCAAAGCUUAUAGUAUAGUUAAGGAUACAGAUAUGAAUACAUAAAGAAUUAAAUAAUCAAGUAACUGUUGGCUCUUGAAAUCUAUAUUUCAGUUAAAUCCUGUUUCUAUCACCUUUUGUAGAGAGUUAGAGUCACAGGAUAACAUAGAAAUGAAGACUUCCAAAAAUGCUUCCAUGAAUUUUUUUGGGGGGGCAAUUGGGGUUAAGUGAUUUGCCCAGGGUC
Messenger RNA from Phascolarctos cinereus (koala), 1137 nucleotides. It is a transcript of the gene SMCO1, whose product is annotated as single-pass membrane protein with coiled-coil domains 1. NCBI's taxonomy places the organism in Eukaryota, Metazoa, Chordata, Mammalia, Diprotodontia, Phascolarctidae. The record is from RefSeq and is a predicted model, not a curated record.